Molecule: messenger RNA, 711 nt
Organism: Penicillium brevicompactum
Lineage: Eukaryota; Fungi; Ascomycota; Eurotiomycetes; Eurotiales; Aspergillaceae
Exons: 2
Coding region: 1-711 (236 amino acids)
Source: RefSeq, a predicted model, not a curated record
AUGACUUCCAUCUCGUCAAUUGCGGGCUCGGGCCGUGCUUAUUCGUCCGACAUGGAAGAAUCGACGUUUCUGAAACGCAAUCGCGUCAUUCAUGUCUUGAGACUUGCUCUUUCAUUUGUGAUCUUGGCCAUCGCUGUCGCCGUCGUUGCAUGCGAGGCUCCGCCACUGCGACGCUAUAAGAGCACUUCGCAGUGGGCACCUGCCGGUCUCGCCCUAUGGCCCUUGAACUUCGACCUCCGCCCAACAGUCGCAGCAAUCACAUGUGGAUGCAUCGUCGCCGUUUUGAAUAUGGUGUACAUUGUUACUGCCCUCAUGCCAUCGCCCUACUCUCGCAUCAAACCACUGAACAUCUACGCCUCGGCCUCGGCCCUCGCGGGCUUUGUCACUUCCCUUGUCUCCCUUUUAUUCAUCAUCUAUCGUCCCGCCUCAAGCCACCCUGCUGGAUUCAGCAAGAACGAGACACUCCAGAGCUGGACCUGCAAAUGGAAAGCAGGUGCUGACGGAACCACGAUCCCCCAUGGCUUUGAUCGUGAUUGUAUGAAUACUCGAGCCGGGUUUGUCCUGAUUUGUGUUUUGAUUGGAAUGGAGACGUUCAUAGGUGUUCUUGCUGCUAUUGGAACGUGGUUCCAGCGCGAUGUCGCGCGUCGACGGGAGCAGCAGUUCCAGUUGGAAAAACAUGAAAUUGCUUCCAAGCAUGCGGAUCGACAGUGA